GGAUUAAUAGACACGUAUUCCUGUCACAAACGCAAAACGUAGUUACCUGUUUCUUUCCGUCCCUUCGGCCUUCACUAUUGUAAACAGUUAAUACGCCACAACCACCCACCAAUACCUUCUUUACUCCUCUUCUUCCUUUACAAUCCCUCUUUUGUUUUUUACUCAUUAAUUUCUUAGUUGAUCUAAUUAUUUUCCUAUUAAAUUACAAUAUAAUUUGGAAGCAUUCUAUCCCAACUUUUUUCUGAUUGGAAUUAUUUACAUGAUUUGAUUGUGGUUUCCUGAUUAAGGCGUUGGUUGGUUGGACUCAAUUUUCAAUUUUCUUUUGUGAUUUGUUUGAUGGACAACGGCGUAGUAUUGGAAAAUGGGGUUUGUCAUAAGGAUACUGUCAAUGGAGGGCAAGAUGUUUGGAGUUGUGAGAAUGGAGUUUCAUCAUCUUCUGCUGAUCAUCUUGUUGUCAUGGUUCACGGAAUUUUGGGCAGUGCUGCUGAUUGGCAGUUUGGAGCAGAGCAGUUUGUUAAAUUGCUCCCGGAUAAAGUUUAUGUUCAUUGCAGUCAAAAAAAUGGGGCAACCUUGACGUUAGAUGGUGUGGAUGUCAUGGCUCAGAGAUUGGCUGAAGAGGUAUUGGAGGUCACUAAACACAACCCUAAACUUCGUAAAAUUUCUUUUGUCGCACAUUCUGUUGGUGGAUUAGUUGCAAGAUAUGCCAUUGGUAUUUUGUAUCAACCUUUUGUUGGUGAUGUUGUGGAUUUAUCUUCUUACAAUUUCCGUGAGAAUGCAAGAGGUACAAUAGGUGGUCUUGAAGCAGUGAACUUUAUUACUGUAGCGACUCCUCAUCUUGGCUCACGUGGUAACAAGCAGGUACCAUUCCUCUUCGGUGUGACUGCUAUUGAAAAAGUUGCUAGCUAUGUGAUUCAUUGGAUAUUUAGAAGAACAGGUAGACAUCUUUUCUUGACUGAUGGUGAUGAAGGGAAGCCUCCAUUGCUUAAACGAAUGGUGGAAGACAAUAGUGAAUACUGUUUCAUAUCAGCUUUGCGAGCAUUCAGACGUAGAGUGGCAUAUUCAAAUGUUGGCUAUGAUCAUAUUGUCGGCUGGAGAACGUCUUGUAUUAGACGUAUGAGUGAAUUGCCAAAGUGGGAAGACUCACUCAAUGAGAAAUACCCUCACAUAGUAUAUGAGGAGUUCUGUGAAGCACGUGAACCAAAUGAAGCUUCAUCAGAAGAAGAUCAUAACAAUGAUAAAAUAGAAGAGGAACUUGUGACGGGUUUGUCUAGGGUGUCAUGGGAGAAGGUUGAUGUCAGCUUUCACAGCAGUAGACUGAGGUUUGCUGCCCAUAGUGUGAUACAGGUGAAAGACCAUUACAUGCACGCAGAAGGUGCAGACGUUAUUCAGCAUAUGAUUGAUCAUUUUGUCAUCUGAGUGAUCAGCAAAUGUUAUUAUGCCAACGUUGAGCCAUAAAGCUCGUCGAGUCCCAUUAAUCCGAGCAGCUGGUGGUGGUUCUUGCAACAAAGCCGGCAUUUUCUGUCGAAAACAAAAUCCAAUUCCCUGAAGGAGAUAUGCAGAUCCUUUAGAAGCACGCUGGUUUAUUUAUGUUGUAUUUUGUUUAUGAUAAAAGUUUUCCAAUUCUUUUAUGAUUUCAAAUGUAAUUGUAAUUAAAUGAAUGAUAAAAACAAUGAACAUUUAGUUGAGUGUAGCUUGGAGCUGUUAAGUGACCAUAUCAAAGUGUACAAGUACCGCUCAAAGAACUGAUACAGAUUACUGUUAGAAAUUGUUGUUCUUAUUAAUUCAAAAGAUAGGAUUGUCCAUACAAUUAAAUCUUAUACGAACAAACAUUCUUCUUUGGAUUGAGAAUACCUUCUGGCGAAUGCAUACUUCUUCAUGGACGUUCCCAUGAAGAAAGUCAUUAUUUACAUCUAACUGAUGAACCAUGCACUUAUAAUUAGCAACUAUCACUAACAAAUAUCAAAUGGUUGCCAUUUUAACCACAUAUGAAAAGGUU
Messenger RNA from Amaranthus tricolor (Joseph's coat), 1996 nucleotides. RefSeq names its product putative lipase C4A8.10. The transcript is spliced from 10 exons. The record is from RefSeq and is a predicted model, not a curated record. Bases 337 to 1416 code for a protein of 359 amino acids. NCBI's taxonomy places the organism in Eukaryota, Viridiplantae, Streptophyta, Magnoliopsida, Caryophyllales, Amaranthaceae.